AUGAAUCGAUGUUUGAUAAAAACUGUUGAAUAUGGCGCUCUUCUUGGUCUUCAUGAACUGAAACGUGCAUCUUUAAAAGAUAAUCUACUCCAAACUCUGCCGUCAUUCAUUGUGUUACUUCCAAACCUGGAGGAGGCGAACUUCCAAUCCAACAGGAUAAACUCACUCCAAAUCCAAGAUGUCAGCAAUGCCACCAUGACAAAUACCUAUUUCGAUUUAAACCUGAGGGAAAAUCACGUCACCGAAAUAACAAACUCGGAUUUUCUUCCCUUCGAAUCAGUGCAUUAUCUUGCCGUUGAUCUCAGCGAGAAUCAGAUUUCAAAAAUAGCCACAGAAGCCUUCCGACCAAUCAAACGCUUUGUUUCAUUCGGCAUAGGGAAGAACAGCAUCGGUGAUGUGAUAUUUACGAGGUUAAGGCACACGCAGAUUGAAACUCUCGAUUUGUCUUAUUGUCAAAUAAACAUCUCUGAGCUAAAUUCAUCAGUUUUGAGACCCCUCUCUAAUUCAAAUGUACGCGAACUUCGCCUCAGCGGUAACAGGAUAUCGGCAAUCGCUUCAGACGUAUUUCAAUCUUUGCCGGUUAUUGAAAAAUUGGAUCUAAGUUCGAGUAAAAUUGCCACCAUGCAAAGAAAUUUCAAGACAAUGUCGUCGACGUUGAGGGAAUUGGAUAUUAGUAUCAACCUUUUCUCAGAUUUAGAACUUUUUAAAUCAGUAACUCUCAGCUUCCCGAAACUUCAAAAAUUAGUUGCCAGGCACAACGAGUUCGUGACGGUAAACACAGUGAUUUUUCCUCCUCACCAGCAUCUGAAAGUACUGGAUCUGUCGUAUAAUCGCUUAUAUGGAUAUCUCAACUUCACGCUCCUGACCAACCUACGUGAGUUGUAUUUAAAUGGGCUCUUUGGAAUUUUGCCUUAUCCCUACACACAUCCGGGCCUUCAUCUAUUAAUAGUCCAAAACAUGACGUCACUAGUAAAAUUGCAGUACACGCACAACAAGGCUUGUGUACUGAGACACCACAUGAAUACAUCUGUAUUCGAAGGAUUAUCGACUAUUCGUGAAAUAGAUCUUACAGGUAAUUCUCUGUUCUGUAUGAUGAAAAAUGAGAUAUUUCCUCACAUUUUUAAAUCACAGUGUCCAGUACGGAAACUAAUCUUAGCUUCGAAUAGUAUCUCUAAACUCCCAAAAAACGUGUUCUCCAAUUUGCCUCACUUGCAACACUUGGACUUGUCGGACAAUAACAUGGAAAACGUCGGCGCCGUGUUUGAUUCUCUGACUUCGCUCGUUUUUUUGAAUCUUAGAAAAAACAAACUGGUGAAUUUCGAUAUAACUGCUGUAUUAAGAAUGAAUCAACUUCACCACCUCAAUAUUGAGCUCAAUCGAUUUGUAUGUAGCUGCGAUUCCAGUUCGUUUUCUAAGUGGCUUCGUCAUACAACCACAUACGUAAAUGGAGCAAGACAGAAAUGUAGCGAGCCGGCCGAGUACCAAAACACCGCCCUGGAGGACUUUAACCCGCCUUGGAUUACAUGCGGAAACCACCUGAUCACUGUAGUCUUCUGUUGUAUCGGGGCCGGUGUUGUGGUGAUUGGAGCAGUGGCAGGUCUUGUGGCCUACUUUCGACUUGACAUUGUAUAUUGGUGGCAUCUAAAAAGACUUAACCGUCGGCGGCACGGAUAUAUCCGCUGCGGCGAUGGGCAAGUACAGUACGAAUAUGACGCAUUUGUCGCUCACAGCAGCAGGGAUGAGGAGUGGGUCGUGCGGCAGUUUCUCCCGCACGUGGAGGGUCAAGGUCAAGGACGACGCAUUGCCCAAGGUCAUUAUCAGGGACAAGGUAAUGACCAAGGUCAGGACAUCGUCUUUAACGUAUGUAUCCAUUCAAGGAACUUCCUACCGGGCGAUUACAUCAUAGAUAGCAUAGUGGAGAAAAUGGAGGCGAGCAAGGUGGGGAUAUUGAUCAUCUCGCAGCAUUUCCUUGAGAGUGAUUGGUGUCGUUACGAGGUCGACAUUGCUCAGGCCAAGGUACUGCGCGAGAGGCGUAAAUCGCUCAUUGUGGUGUUUCUAGAGAAGAUCCCACCCGAUCAACUCCCCAAGACGCUGCGGCUCAUGAAACGUCACGUGACCUACUUGGAGUGGCCGGAGGAGGAGAAUGACGGAAAAAAGGAAGAAUUCUGGAAAAAGUUGAAACUUGCUCUGUUAAAGAAAACUCGGCAAAUUGAUGAAGCUUUAAAUAUAGAGGAAGAGCAAGUGUGA
This is a messenger RNA of Lingula anatina, 2247 nucleotides long. Its product is annotated as toll-like receptor 6. Lineage: Eukaryota; Metazoa; Brachiopoda; Lingulata; Lingulida; Lingulidae. Gene Ontology annotation, cellular component: plasma membrane. Gene Ontology annotation, molecular function: signaling receptor activity; protein binding. The record is from RefSeq and is a predicted model, not a curated record. Gene Ontology annotation, biological process: inflammatory response; signal transduction.